AUGGCAGCUCGUUUUGGGGUGAGUGGUGGGAAUAGACGUACUUCAAACGCCUGUUUUUUCGUCAAUCGAAAACCCAAGGAGCAAAUUACUAAUUAGAAAAAAGGGAGUUCUAAACCAGGACUGUCGAAAUUUAAAAGUUCUGACAGUCACAAUAUAGAAGAAAUGAAUCUUCCCUCUAUUAAAAAGAGACUCUCAUAGGAAUAAUCGAAAUAACAAAAUACUAGACUUUCAAGAAGAUUUUAGGGGGAGAAAAAUAAGCAGCCAAGGUAAACUAGCUCGUCAGAGCACAAGAACCAGCAAUAGAUAAUGCAUGAAUUUUCAAUGUUUGGUGGAAGAGAUAGAGUCGGUUCACUAGGAAAACUUUAAUAGCAUGGUAAUAUAAAUCCAUUACGAGCAUAGAUAAAAGAAUAUUAUUAAUCUAAGGAUUCUGAUGAUGAUCAUGAUGCAGUAAUUUCUGAAAAAUUCCAUUAAUCAUACAGGGCUAAUUAAUUUGAUGUUCCUUUGAUAUUAGUAUCGACUCUUUAGGAGAGCUAACCCAGAGUUGAAUCAGCAAGAAAUCCUUAUUUAAAAAAACUAGGAGAAUACAUGAAGCAUGCUAUUCAAGAAAAAAUAGCAUUAAAAAUUUUUAGUAUCGGAGUACAACAAUAGCAGCAUUAGCUAUAACUUUAACUUGAAAAGGAAAUUGAAGAAGUUAAAGAAUUGUUUUGGAAGAAGUUAACUUAAAUUGCAGUUGAAAUAUACAAAAAGUACUGA
Messenger RNA from Stylonychia lemnae, 753 nucleotides. Lineage: Eukaryota; Ciliophora; Spirotrichea; Sporadotrichida; Oxytrichidae. The record is from the annotation of a GenBank genome assembly.